AUGGUGUGCUUCCUUAACAAACUCAAAGAGAAUACUUCUGAUUUCGUUAAGCUUGAUAGCGAUGCUCUGGAUCGAGCUCGUCUUCGAUUUCAGUACUCUCUUUUCGGCAAGUUCUUCGGAAAGCCUCCUGCCUUUGAACAAGUCAAGAACAUUCUCCUGAAGAAAUGGGAAAAUAUUGGUGAAAUCCUUAUCUCAGACCUUCCGAAUGGCUUUAUCCUUCUCAGAUGCCCGAAUCAAACUGUGUUGCAGCGUCUUCUCUCCGAGGGUCCUUGGACCAUUAAUGGUAUAAUUCUCCAACUGUCUCCUUGGAGGCAGUUUUUUGAGCCUACUUUCACCAAACUCAUGACGGCUGCGAUAUGGAUCCAACUUCACAAUCUACCCAUUGAAUUCUGGAGUGGCGAUACACUUGAAACCAUCACUGGCCAUUUGGGCAAACUUCUGAAAGUUGAUGAGCUUACCCUGUCCUUAACUAGAACCAAGUAUGCCAGAGUUUGCAUAGAAUUGGAUCUUUCCAAACCUCUAAGCAAGGGCUUCUGGCUUGGAGAUGAUCUCCAUCGGAAGGAGGUAAGGCAGGAGCAUUCUCCCUUGGUUGCUGAAGCCGGAGCAGGUGGUAUCUGUGUCUCUUCUCUCCCGGCUAAUGUUUCUGAGGCUCCGGUGAAUUCUUCGUCUUCCGUGGUUGAUUCGGACUUUGGGCCUUGGUUACUUGUCUCUUGCCGGCGAGGCCCUUCCCGAUCCCGCGGCGGUAGUGCUCGCACCCCCACCGUGGCUGAGGGUUCGGCAGCCGCGACGAGACAGGACGUUCAGUCUUCCCGAGGCGCUUCUGUUCAUUGCUUACGUGGCAGAAUGCGAGGGGGCGCUAGUGGGCGGCGUCAUAAUUCCAAUGCCACUUUGCACGUUCCCCCGAGCAUGGUUGCUUCUGAUCCCCUUGUCAGACCCGACACCGCUCCCUUACCCGUUACUCUAUCACAGGCUUCUGGGGACUCUGAAUCGCACUCUCCCAAUGUCCAUCGGGACUCCCCUCCCCCUCCUGUUAUUUCCCAUACCCACUCGGAGAAAACCCCUCCAAUUACCCAACCCCAAAUUCCCUAUCCCAAGAUAUCUGUGACGUUAGAUCGUAGACAUAGGUCUCCCCCUCCUGUUCUCUUGUCUUCCAUUACUGAAAGCUCUAUUCUCAACGGUGCAAACCCUAUCCCGAGCACUCCAUGA
Molecule: messenger RNA, 1206 nt
Organism: Dioscorea cayenensis subsp. rotundata (Guinea yam)
Lineage: Eukaryota; Viridiplantae; Streptophyta; Magnoliopsida; Dioscoreales; Dioscoreaceae
Exons: 3
Coding region: 1-1206 (401 amino acids)
Source: RefSeq, a predicted model, not a curated record